Molecule: messenger RNA, 2167 nt
Organism: Anopheles maculipalpis
Lineage: Eukaryota; Metazoa; Arthropoda; Insecta; Diptera; Culicidae
Gene: ecd
Product: protein ecdysoneless
Exons: 2
Coding region: 10-2160 (716 amino acids)
Cellular component (GO): nucleus
Source: RefSeq, a predicted model, not a curated record
ACCUGUACAAUGUCGUAUCGUGAAAUACUGCAAUCAAUUCGGGAGGACGAUUUCGUCGAGUACUUCCUCUUUCCGGCCCGUCCAUCCGAUCCGUCCGAUGUGGAGCUGGAGAACUGUGAAAACUCGCUGGAGUCACUCCUGCAGGAGGUAAAUCGGUUGGCAGAAGCGUUCUGCCAGCGGUACAUCUGGCAUCGUGAUGCAUUUCGGGUCGUUCCAAGGCUGCUAAACGAUUCGCGAAUGCUUAUUGAAGCGGCGACGGGGGAACACGGUACAGCGAGCGCGAAACUACCAUCUCAUCUGUACGGGAUUUCCCACGUCGGUGACAACAUUCAAGACGAAUGGUUCAUUGUCGCAUUGCUGUUCCAUCUAACCGAGCGUAUUCCGGGGCUGGUAGCGCGUGUGGUGGAUGCGGACGGAGAGUUCCUACUGAUUGAAGCGGCCGAACAGCUUCCUCGCUGGGCAAAUCCCGAAAGCUGUGAGGGAAAAGUUUUCAUCUGCGAUGGAACUUUGCGGUUGGUACAAUCGACCGAAGCGGAUGAAUCGUUAGAUGUUCAGGAUGCGCUCGAAAUGGUACGAGGAACGGAAGGAAAAAAGUAUUGCGUCAGUGAGGAAGUGGAUCGAUGCAUACGGGAAAGAAUUCAAGGUUUCCCGGAUGAAGUAACGGAUCAUCAGCAUCGAGCGACCGUAAAUGUACCGGUUGGAGUAGCGGCAGUUUUGCGCGAAAAUCCGCAGCUCGUAGCCCCGGCAGUGCUUGCCUUUUGUGGCCGUGAUCCAAUCGAUCUGAAGGCGUGUCGUGCGAUGCGAUACUUUCCACCGGAAAACUGUGUGAACGUGAGUGUAACGUUUACGAAAUGUCUGUACGCAAUGCUUGCGCAGAGCCGUUACCUUCCCGAUCGGCGAACCGGCUGGAGUAUCCCACUGUCCACCGAUCCGGAAUAUAAAGCACACAUGCUCGGUGUGAAGUUGGCCUGUGGGUUCGAGAUAUUGGCAUCGCAAGCGAAAACCUCUCGAACGGACUGGGAAACGGAUAAGGGAUGGAAGAGUUACUACGAAUCGCUCAAAGCGAAGGGAUACUUCCGAGACAAUAUUGAGGGUUCCCAGGAGCACACGAAACUGCUCACAAUCGCUCGGGAGUAUUACGUGGACAACAAGGACUCGAUGCGUACCACACCGAAGAUUGGUGAAGAAAUCGUUUCUAUACUGAAGCGAAACGAAUGGGAUGUGGAGGAAUUGCGCAAGGAGGGCCUGGAUUUGCCGCCGGCAGAUAGUGACGAUUGGAUGAACAUUUCGCCGGAGGAACUUGAUCAGAUGCUAACGAAGCGAUAUGGGGCCAAGAAGUUGUUCUCGUUAAAUGGCAACACGAACGCGGCGGAAACGUUUACCUCGAUGGUGAACGAUUUCCUCGAGCAGAAGAGCGAGUUCGAUGGCGUUGUAGUGGAUAAUGAGAAUGAAGAGGAAGCAGAUCGAGCGGCCAAGGCAGUGCUGGCAAAGCUCGAUCUAAGCCAGCUUAAAUCCCCUACGAAACCGAAACGCACCAAGAGUAAAAAUGCACACGAUCGACAGCAAAACCAACAGCAGAACAGCAAACAUGCUUCCGAAGUACAGGUCACACAAGAAUCACCUUUCCAUCAGUCCGCCACGGUCGAGUUUGAUGCCGGUGCGUUCGGAAUGCACGUACGAAACAUGCUCGAUCUGCUCAUACCCGAGGAUCGAUGGGAUUCUUCGGAUGAGUCGGAUAUGAGCGAUUACAGUCAGGACGAGUACGAUCGCAACAUUGAGGAUAUGUCACCGACGCGUACGCAUCGGGCCGUACAGAGCGAACUGAAGACGUACAUGGAUCAGAUGGAUCGGGAGCUGGCCGGUACCACGAUUGGCAAGAGCUUUGAAACGGCAAUCGACGGUGAGGAUGCUGCGACUGAUGCAAAGCCAGCAAGUUCGGGCGUCGGUGGCGAUGAUUUCGACGACAUUGAAUCCUUCAAACCGGUCAACAUCGAUAUGAACACGCUGAAGAACAUGAUGGAAAGCUACCAAUCACAGAUCGGUGGUCCCGGUCCGGCAGCCAAUCUGCUCGGCUCGAUGGGCAUCCAGAUCUCGAAGGCUGGCGGCGGUGGUUCUUCGUCCAAGCCGGAGAAGGGAAGCACGCAGCAAACGGACGUCUAAAUGCCAU